Molecule: messenger RNA, 4725 nt
Organism: Phyllostomus discolor (pale spear-nosed bat)
Lineage: Eukaryota; Metazoa; Chordata; Mammalia; Chiroptera; Phyllostomidae
Gene: SLC9A2
Product: solute carrier family 9 member A2
Exons: 12
Coding region: 913-3351 (812 amino acids)
Biological process (GO): proton transmembrane transport; regulation of pH; sodium ion transport
Cellular component (GO): membrane
Molecular function (GO): sodium:proton antiporter activity
Source: RefSeq, a predicted model, not a curated record
AGUACACGUGACGGUGGAACAGUGAAUGAAACCAGUACAAGGUGGAAAAGAAGCGGAUUCGGUAGGGGCGGUAGGGGCGUGGGAACACCGAGUUCUGCACAGGACAUUUCAGGGCUCAGUGAGAAAGCCCUGAGCAAGAUCUGAUAACUCUCUGGGCGGGAACAAAAUGAGGCUUUUUCAAACUUUCUGCGCGGUCCCUAGAGCUCUGGAAUGGGUUUGGGGCCUCUGAGCCAGGGCUGGGUUGCUAACACCCCCACCUGCGUGGCCCUGCGUCCUCUCUUGACCCUGAGCCUGUGCUCACUCCCUCUUCCCAAGCUCGAACGGACCGAGGCGUCCUCUUGGAGAAGGCUUCGUUGUCAAAAGGGCCACGCGUGGGUCGUGCCGGUCACUUCACUGGAUAGACGCCCGACGCUGCCUUUGGGGCGGGGACAGCUCCUGCCGCCCUGUGCCCAGUGCGGCAAUUCCACCCAGAGCUCGCUGGCUACUGGGGUGGUGGAUCUCAGCGCACCGUGUCAGCGAGAGGGAAGUGCAGCCACCUCUCACCCUGCCAUUGGGGUCCUGUUGCCCACGGGCUCCAGCAAGUGAGCGGUGCGCCGGCUGGUGCUCUGUCCCCUUGCCCAGAGGCACAGGCGCUGCGCCCGCCCCGCCCCCCUCCCUCCGGUGGGACGCUUAGGGCAGGGCCUGCAGCUGCUGUGGGUGAGCUGGAACCCUGCAUGGACCGGCAGCCGGCGACCAAGGACAGCUGAGGGCCGCCGAGGGUGCGCACCCAGCCAGGCACUGAGCCCGCUCGCUCGAGUCAAGGACAGAUCUGGUGGGCUGCAGAGACCCGAUCCUGCGGCCCUGAUCCGCGCGAUGCGCUGAGCGCCGGGGGGCCUGGUUGUGGGGCUCUCUGGCGCGCUCUGAGCCCAGCCCAUGGAGCAGGCAGGCACCCGGAGGAGCCUGCGUUUGCUGCGACCGCUGCUACUGCUGCUGCUGCUGCUCUUGCAGGUUGCAGGGCCAGCAGGCACCCUGGCAGAGACCCUGCUGGAAGCGCCCAGGGCAAUGGGCACCAGCUCCAGUCCACCCAGCCCUGCAAGCGUGGUGGCUCCCGGAACGACGCCGUUUGAGGAGAGUCGAUUGCCUGUGUUCACUCUGGAUUACCCGCAUGUGCAGAUCCCCUUCGAGAUCACCCUGUGGAUCCUGCUGGCCUCCCUGGCCAAGAUCGGUUUCCAUCUCUAUCACAAGUUGCCCACAAUUGUGCCUGAGAGCUGCCUUCUCAUAAUGGUUGGACUUCUACUAGGUGGGAUUAUUUUUGGAGUUGAUGAAAAGUCCCCCCCUGCGAUGAAGACGGAUGUAUUUUUCUUAUAUCUCCUCCCACCCAUUGUACUUGAUGCAGGUUAUUUCAUGCCUACUCGCCCAUUCUUUGAGAACAUUGGCACCAUUUUUUGGUAUGCUGUGGUUGGGACACUUUGGAAUUCCAUCGGCAUUGGGGUGUCCUUGUUUGGUAUCUGCCAGAUUGAAGCCUUUGGCCUGAGUGACAUCACUUUGCUCCAGAACCUGCUCUUUGGCAGCUUAAUCUCAGCCGUGGACCCCGUGGCUGUGCUUGCUGUCUUCGAGAACAUUCACGUCAAUGAGCAACUCUACAUCUUGGUCUUUGGAGAGUCCUUGCUGAAUGAUGCAGUGACAGUGGUCCUGUACAACUUGUUCAAGUCUUUCUGCCUGAUGAAAACCAUUGAGACCAUUGACAUAUUUGCUGGGAUCGCCAACUUCUUUGUUGUAGGGAUUGGUGGCAUAUUGAUUGGCAUCUUCCUGGGAUUUAUAGCGGCAUUUACGACUCGGUUUACACAUAACAUACGGGUGAUUGAGCCACUCUUUGUCUUCCUGUACAGUUAUUUGUCCUAUAUUACAGCAGAAAUGUUUCACCUCUCAGGUAUCAUGGCAAUCACUGCUUGUGCAAUGACUAUGAACAAAUAUGUGGAGGAAAAUGUAUCUCAAAAAUCUUACACGACCAUCAAGUAUUUCAUGAAGAUGCUGAGCAGUGUCAGCGAGACCCUGAUCUUCAUCUUCAUGGGCGUAUCCACUGUUGGGAAGAACCAUGAGUGGAACUGGGCCUUUGUCUGCUUCACCCUGGCCUUCUGUCUGAUCUGGCGUGCACUGGGUGUCUUUGUACUAACUCAGGCCAUUAACUGGUUCCGGACGAUUCCCCUGACCUUUAAGGAUCAAUUCAUCAUUGCCUAUGGAGGGCUCCGAGGGGCCAUCUGCUUUGCACUGGUGUUUCUCCUUCCUGCUGCUGUGUUUCCCAGGAAAAAGCUCUUCAUUACGGCUGCAAUUGUUGUCAUAUUCUUUACUGUCUUCAUUCUGGGAAUAACCAUUCGACCACUAGUGGAGUUUCUUGAUGUUAAGAGGGCCAAUAAAAAGCAACAAGCUGUCAGUGAAGAAAUCCACUGUCGGUUUUUUGAUCAUGUGAAGACUGGGAUUGAAGAUGUUUGUGGACAUUGGGGUCACAACUUUUGGAGAGACAAGUUCAAGAAGUUUGAUGACAAAUACCUGCGGAAGCUUUUGAUUCGGGAAAACCAACCCAAAUCAAGCAUUGUGUCCUUAUAUAAAAAGCUUGAAAUAAAGCAUGCCAUUGAGAUGGCAGAGACUGGGAUGAUAAGUGCUGUUCCUUCUUUUGCAUCUUUAAAUGACUGUCGUGAAGAAAAAAUAAGGAAGCUUACACCUGGUGAAAUGGAUGAAAUUCGGGAAAUAUUAUCAAGAAAUCUCUACCAAAUUCGUCAGCGAACGUUGUCAUACAACAGACACAACCUGACGGCUGACACAAGUGAGAGGCAGGCCAAGGAGAUCCUGAUUCGCCGAAGGCACAGUCUGCGAGAGAGCAUCAGGAAGGACAGUAGCUUGCAUUGGGAGCGCAGGGCUUCCACUUCAACCUCCCGAUACUUAUCCUUACCAAAAAAUACAAAGCUUCCAGAAAAGCUACAGAAAAAGAAUAUUUCUAAUGCAGGUGACAACAGCAGCGACUCAGACACAGAUGCCGGGACCACUGUCCUCAAUUUAAAGCCCCGAGCCAGGUGCUUCUUGCCAGACCAGUUCUCAAAGAAAGCCCCCCAGUCCUACAAAAUGGAAUGGAAGAAUGAGGUAGACGAUGAUGCCAGCCCAGGGCAGCCCUGCACACCCCCAGCUCUCCACAGCAAAGAGGGGGCCACCCAGACCCCAGGUGUGCUCCAGCAGCCCCUUCUCUCCAAAGGCCAAUUUGGCCAGGUGCAGGAAGACACUGUGCCUGAAGGUGACCGACCCAAGCCACCCCCCAGGUUGGUCCGAAGGGCAUCAGAGCCUGGAAGCUGGAAAGCCCGCUUUGGGAGUGAGAAAUCAUAAUGGAAAUGGUCAAAGCAGACCUGGAGAGGGGCAGUGACUAACCCAGCAUAGCUGUGGUUAUAAACCUGACACAGGGGAAUCCAUUUCAAACCUUCUAUGUGGCUAAAUCUACUCUUUGGGUGGUGGAGUCACGUCUUUGGUAAUGGGGCAAUUGCUUACCCAAAGAAGAGGAAAAUCAAAGAAAAAAAGACCCAUCAAUCGUCUCUUGACUUGUUGCUAGCAGUUGUAGUUUUUGCAGGCCUAAAGAAAAAAGCAAUGUGUGCCUUUAGAACUUGAAUGACAGAACUUGAAAUUUUUAACACACCCUUGUUGGUGAAAAUUUUAAUAUAUACAUAUGCCUCAAAUUUUAUUUAUGAAAAAAAUAUGUGUAUCUGUGAUCAGUUUUUAACUGAAUGACACUAAAUAUACUCAGAGCAUCUUCCUCAUGCAUAGAAGGCAGCUCCUGGUGGCUGGCGGGCCAUCUGCUAGAGUCCAGGUGUUUCCAGAUCCUGAGCUGAAGAGCAAUAUGGUGGCCUGGCUCCCAGGGUCAGAUCAGAGGUCCCAUUACUCCUAUGGAAUAAUGAAAAUCAGCUGGUUUUUAAUUUGUUCCUCAUUCUACCAAGUGUUGGGGUGACAUAUAGAUUCUAUCACUUCUUCACGUUCAAGUGGUGCAAAGAGAAAGGUUGUGUGGAUGACACCAGUUUGUGAUGUGACAGACUGGGUGGCAGCUUUUGAUAAAGUUCCACUGUGGGGACCUCCUGUGGCAUGUGGGGAGACAGGGUGGCACCUGCUGAAAACAUGUUGGCAGGUGUUACAGUGUGUGAUACUGGGAGGAGAAGGCAGGUUGCCAUUCACACCCAUCUAUGACUACCCACUUCAGAAUUCUUCUGUAGAACAUUCUAGAACUUUGAAUCCAAGUCAGGAUCUAAGCAGACAAGAUUGGAAGUUUGUAUAAACAGUAUUUCAGUGUUCAACAAACUAGUUAGAGUUCAGGUUUUGAAUUUUAUUCAGACAGGAAGCACUCUGGAGAAUGGGCGUUCUAUUAUUUUGCACUAGUCUGUAAAUUUUCUACCCUCCUCCCCAAAUAAAGUGGUAACUCAGUUCUUAUAUAAAAAUGGGUUCUACUCAUCCAAGUACUUUUUACAAGUGCCGCAGAAAGACAAGCUGUGGAACAUAAUCAUUAAAGAUGAUUUGAGUCUCUGUCUCUUAUGCUAUAGAUUUAUUGGCCUGUUAUUUUUUUCUGGAAAAAGAACAAAAACAAACUUUCUUUAAAACUUGACUGGAGCAAGAUUCUAAAUUUCUGGGUUUAGACAUGAAAUUAAGCCACUCAUGUAGUUUCUUGAAUUCACAUUGGAAACACAGCAAAGGACACAAAUGACAACAGUGUAACUAAUG